Messenger RNA from Cryptotermes secundus, 1513 nucleotides. RefSeq lists its product as uncharacterized. Bases 77 to 1048 code for a protein of 323 amino acids. NCBI's taxonomy places the organism in Eukaryota, Metazoa, Arthropoda, Insecta, Blattodea, Kalotermitidae. The record is from RefSeq and is a predicted model, not a curated record. The transcript is spliced from 6 exons.
CGGAUCGCGAGAUGGCAGAUCGUUUCCUACGGUAAACGUCUUCAGAGUUACAUUUCCGAAUGUCUUACUUCUGAUAAUGGGAAACUCAGCUGCUCAUCUAAAAGAAGUGUUUCAGAGAACUGAACCUCCAUUGGAACCAGAAAGCCCUGCAUGUGCUCAAAUCCAGAACUUGGUAGACCCAAGGUCGCCAACUAACCUGUUUACCAGGACUCCCAUAGAAGUGGAGGGUUUUCCUAGUAAGGCGAGGAGCAGAUUGAAUGCAGCACACUUAAUAAAGUCUCCUGAUCCAACAGCAAGGGGCAGUUACCUUAAUUCUAAUGAUGCUGAGUCACCUGAAGAUGGAAAGGUUAUGAGGAAAAUGUGCAGGAUACGUUUAUUGUCAAAUGACCCAAGAUCACCUUCUGCUGGCAUUGUUCGUACACCAAUAGAAGUGGAAUCAACCCCUGUUGUUCUUUAUCAUAAGCAUAACCAAGAGGAAUUCUCGUCAACUGACAGCCUUGUCACAGCUACAUCACUGGAGGAUCCGGCGUUUCCUCCAGAUAAUUCUCCAAUUACGUCAGGCAGCAAACCCAAGCUUAGCUUCCUUGAACCAAGGUCACCACAUACAGAAUUUGCUCAUAUCCCAAUUCAGCAGGAGAGCCCAUCAGACUCAUUAAAUCAUCAGACAGCUGACACAUUUGCAACAUCACAAUCAAUAGGAGGCUCAGAAUUUAAUUGUAACAUGGAAGAGUUUGGAAACAUAACAGACAGCCAGUCAAAGAACAUGAAGCCUACUGUUGGAAGAGAAACACCUGUGAAUUGGAACAAAACAAAUGGGGACUCUCUCAUUAGAAAGCUGUUUGAUACCCCUGAUUCCAAGGAACUUUUGAUACAGGCUUCGCUCAAGGCUCGUACUCCAUUGCAAACUGUGUCUGCGAAUGAAAUCUCACAGCAACAGAUAUUACGAGUUAAGCAGUCUCAUGGAAUACACCAGGAGAUAGGACGUCUAUCUGGGAUUGAGAACACACCGCCAGACACACUAAAAAAAAGUCUCAUUCACAAAAAAUAAGCAGUUACCAAAAUAAAACAUAUCUUAGGAAUAGCAUCAGGACAGGAGUGUUAUAUUUUGAGAAAAUACCUUCAAUUUUUAUAUACCUUUUUUAUCCUUUUCAUAAAAUAGAAUAUGUUUUCCUAACCUGCAUAUAGUGAUUCAUGUAACAUUUAUAUAAUUAUGUGGUAGUUAAAAUUUUCAAGAGUAAUUUUAUAUAAAGAAUGAAUAAAUGAAAGUAAUAGGCAGUUACAUGAUUUUCAUUGUCAUUGUACCCUUUCAACUUUCCUAAGAGGUGAGGUGGGAACAGAAAAGACUGAUGCACUUUAGGCAGUAGCUCACAUCUUAAUUUUACUGAAAGGCAUGUAAUUUGGCAGGGAAUGAUGUGACAUUCCUAAAGCAGCCAAAAAGGUAAUUUGAAAAGCGUCUACCUUACUAAAUGAGCAGUUAUGUGCAUCUUGUCUUCAUAAAAAGAAUUCCAUGAUA